Racocetra persica is the source of this 196-nucleotide messenger RNA. The record is from the annotation of a GenBank genome assembly. NCBI's taxonomy places the organism in Eukaryota, Fungi, Glomeromycota, Glomeromycetes, Diversisporales, Gigasporaceae.
AUGCAUUCUCUUAUAACAAUAAAAACACCACAUGAAGUAAUUAAGCUUUUAGAUAAUCUUGAAAAAUAUAAUAUUAAAACCGUUACAGAUUGGGUUCGAGAUAAAAAACAAACCUGGGUUUUAGUGGCAUUAUUACCAGCAUUUACCAAAAUGUCUUAUGAUAUUUGGAUUAAUUCUCCAUUUACAACAAAUGCUA